CUGCGACAACAUCAAGAUGGGGUCACAUUGUGAGACACGUCCAAAAAAUUUCGUCGUUCCCAACUUCCCACCCCACCGUUUCCCUCCAUUACAACGUUGUCUCAUCCUCUUGUUUCUUUCAUUCCUUACUAUUACCCGUAUACUCCAUUCCAUCCUUGCAUUACCUCUUUACUAAUUUACUCCAACCAGCUUGGUAGCGACUCCAAUAUGAUUAUUUCUACGCCAAAGAUAGAUGACAUGAGCGAUUGUAAUACGCUCACCAUGAAUAACACUAUUGCUAAUGCCCAGAUAACCGCAGCCUUUACUUACCCAAAAGCAAACAAUCCUCGUCAUUCCACUUCAUCAAAUACAACAUCACUUGAUAUCGACAAUUCUGCUGAGCCCCAUCAAAUCCAAAGCCAGAGCAAGAAUCAGCAGAAAAGAUCUUCUUCUGUGGACGGUUAUGUCUCUCGAGUUGGCUUUGAUACACUUGGCUGUGACGAUACUUCAGAAUACGCGUUUACGCUUCAGGCAAAGACUGAUAGCUGGAAGAGAGGCAAGCAUAGUAGAACAUUCCUUGUUGGAACCGACUUGAAUGAGUAUUCGGCUCAUGCUUUGCAGUGGGUCAUGGAGAACAUGGUUGAAGACGGUGAUGAGAUAGUUGCCCUUCGAGUCGUCCCUGUGGAACUGAGAGAUUCCUUGUCAAAAACACGUAUCCCUUCCUUCCAAGGUCAGGAAAGUGCAGCUCGUGAAGAAGCUAACAAACUUAUGGCCUCGAUCCGCGAGCAGAAUCUGUCUGGGAGAGAACUUAGUAUCGUUGUUGAAUGCAUGGUUGGCAAUGUCCGUGAUACCAUUCAAUACAUGAUCAAGUUGUACCAACCAGACAUGUUAGUAGUCGGGACGAGAGGCCGCAAUCCAGUCAAAGGAUUUUUACUAGGUUCAGUGUCACGAUACUGUUUACACCAUUCUCCCGUCCCUGUCGUCGUUGUUCGUCCAGAGCGCAAGCUGACAAAGUCAAAAAACAAAUCUAAAGGGAUAUUCCGGCGCCGUUCAUCUCUCCUUCCAAUCGAAAAGCUUGACUACCAACCUCAUUUUGCUCAACCCGUGCACAUGUCCGCCUCUGAUUUUGAUUUGAGAAGCAUGCAAACAUACACCAGUAGUAACGGCAUUUUGUCUUCUCAGAGUGCUCUUUUCCAAGUGCCACCAUUCACGCAGGCGUAAAGUUCCCGGGACGGACUAGUCCUAGUGAGAAAUGAGACCACUUUCGUCUCUAUUUUUGCCGAACAAUACACCUACGACCAUGGCUGAAGCAACAUCUGCACUUCCUGCAGAAUCCGCCAUCUCAUCUCCCUCUUCAAUAGCAUCCGCGCCAGUAUCAGUAGCACCAACAGCAUCGGCGGCAUCCACAGCAAUACCAGGAGGUGAAGCUUCGCCCGCAUCUUCUACUCGAUCUUCAAUUACGCUUUUACCAUCUCAAAUCCGGUCAUCUGCUGCUCCACCACCGGAAGGCACGCUCAAAAUGAAGAAGAGUUUAACUGUUGAUGGUACAGGCAAAGGAAAUGGAGGCAAGCACAACAGACGUUCGUCUGGUGGGAUCCUGUCUGGAUCUUCGUUGUUUGGACCACUGUUAGGGAAAAACGGUGAUGGUAGCGGAGGAGGAUUCCUUAAAGGGAAGAGGUUUUCCCAUAGCGGAUAAACAUUUUAUGAAU
Messenger RNA from Lobosporangium transversale, 1688 nucleotides. RefSeq lists its product as hypothetical. Lineage: Eukaryota; Fungi; Mortierellomycota; Mortierellomycetes; Mortierellales; Mortierellaceae. The coding region runs from base 208 to 1200 and encodes 330 amino acids. The record is from RefSeq and is a predicted model, not a curated record. The transcript is spliced from 4 exons.